This is a messenger RNA of Podarcis muralis (Common wall lizard), 4207 nucleotides long. The record is from RefSeq and is a predicted model, not a curated record. NCBI's taxonomy places the organism in Eukaryota, Metazoa, Chordata, Lepidosauria, Squamata, Lacertidae.
GCAUGCGCAGUGGCAUUUGGUCUUUGCAUAGGUAAAUCCGCGCGCGCCUGAAGGACUUGCUUCCUCUGCGUUGCAAAACGCUUCGCUCUCUUUGUCGUCGGGGCUGCUUCUUGGCGGGCAGAGGAGGUGCAUAGUUCCCAGAGUCUUCUGCUGCAUUGGCUUGACAAAGAAUGGCUGCUGCGGUGGAGACAAACCAGGAGCCUGUGGCUUUUGAGGAUGUGGCCGUGUAUUUCACAAAAGCAGAGUGGGCUCUGCUGGACCCAACGCAAAGAGCCACCUACAGGGACGUCAUGCUGAAGAACUAUGAGAAUGUGGCUUCCGUGGGUGAGCAUCCCUUAGCACUCCACCCUUCGAAACCAGACCUGAUCUCCGCCCUGGAGCGAUGGGAAAUGCUGUGGGCACCUGAUCAGCAGGAACACAAGGAGCAUGAGAUCCCGCCAGGCAGUAGCUCAGGAGAUGAGCAGGUGAGUGAGAAUACGAAGAAACCUAUUCAGCCGGAAAGUUUCGCCCUGGGGAAGCAAGAAGAGAUACAAAGGGCUGAAGAGAGCCAGAGAAAUGGGGAGAGCUCUCAGACCUGCCACAGAGCUGGGCCGGCCUCAGAGAAAGCGUCUUGGAAAUCGAAAGGCCAAAGCCGUUCCUGCUCGGAAGAGCAAAGAGCAAACACAAAUCAAGAACCGACCAAAGAAAAUCUCUCCCCCCGGUCCCACACGGGAGAAAAGCCAUACAAGUGCUCGGAUUGCGGGAGGAUGUUCAGUUCGCCGUCAAACCUUCGCUCACACGAGAAAAUCCACACGGGGGAGAAGCCUCACUCAUGCGCAGAUUGCGGGAAAGGUUUCAUACACAAACGAAGCCUUCGUCAACACAGACGCGUCCACACCAGAGAGAAGCCACACGGGUGUUCCUACUGCGGGAAGAAAUUUAGCAGCAAAGCACACGUUGCUAGACAUGAAUACAUCCACAAAGAUGAGCGGCCGUUCCAAUGCUCAGAGUGUGGGAAAGGAUUCAGAGCGAAAGAGCACCUUAUAGUUCACCAGAGGACACACACAGGAGAGCAACCCUACAAAUGCUUGGACUGCGGCAGGAGCUUCAAUUGUUUUUCUAACUAUACCAGGCACAAGAAAACUCACGGAGGAGAGAAACCGCAUAAUUGCUCAGAUUGCGGGAAAAGCUUCCGAAAUCGUUCAGAUCUUAAAUCGCACAGGAGAAUCCACACUGGCGAGAAACCUUAUCAGUGCUCAUUCUGUAGGAAAAGCUUUCGUUGCUGUUCGUCCCUCGUGAGUCAUGAGAGAACCCACAGAGCGGAAAAAUCAUUUCCGUGCCCCGAAUGCGGCAAACGUUUAAGUCAGAAAUCGUGCCUUGCUAAGCAUUUGAGAAUGCAUAAGAAUAAAUGCUCAGACUGUGGGAGACUCUUCAGCAAAAGUUCAGCCCUUCAACAUCACCACAGGAAAAGACAUUCAGGUAAGAAGCCGUACAGAUGUUUGCGCUGUGGGAAGAGCUAUGACCGCAGGUCAAGGCUGGUGAUUCAUGAGAGGAUUCACACAGGAGACAGACCUUACGUUUGCUUAGAGUGCGGGAAAGCCUUUAUUGAGAAAAGUAAACUUGAGCGACACGAGCGAAUACACACAGGAGAGAAACCAUAUGAAUGCCCCCACUGUGAGAAGAGCUUCAACGACAGAGGAAACCUUCUUCAACAUCAACCAUUUAAGGACAAAGAAAAGGGACACAGUGGAACCAUUUCAUGGGAGCAAGUCAGUUUGCUGGAUUCAUAUCCAAGAGCUGUAUCGGGAGACACUAUGCAGGCAGAUGACGGUGGCGACGCCAUCUUGUUGGGCAGCGAGGAGCGCGGAAAGAUCUACCCGGGAGAGACUCCACGCUACUGCCCCCUCUACGCCAAAAGCUUUGGCGGCUCGCCAAGCCGCGAGAGGCCCGUCGCGGGCGACAAAUGCUACAAGUGCUCCGAGUGCGGGAAGGGCUUCAAGAAGCGGUCGGCCCUCCUGACCCACGACCGGACGCACACCGGGGAGAAGCCCUACGGCUGCGCCGAGUGCGGGAACAGCUUCAGCAACAAGUCCAGCCUGACGCGGCACAAGAGGAAGCACACGGGCGAGAAGCCCUUCGGCUGCCCCGACUGCGGCAAGAGGUUCAGCCAGAGCUCCAGCCUCAUCCGCCACCUGAGGAACCACACGGGGCUCCGGCCUUACCGCUGCUCGGCGUGCGGCAAGAGCUUCAAGCAGAGCUCCAGUCUCCUGGUCCACAGAAGGACUCACACGGGGGAAACCCCCUACAGCUGCUCGGUCUGCGGCAAGCGCUUCUCGCAGAGCUCCAACCUGGUGAAGCACGAGAGGAUCCACACCGGAGAGAAGCCCUACGGCUGCGCCGAGUGCGGCAACACCUUCAGCAACAAGUCCAGCCUCACCAGGCACAAGAGGAACCACACGGGGCAGAAGCCCUACAAGUGCCCCCAGUGCGGGAAGCGCUUCAAGCAGAGCUCGGGCCUGCUCAAGCACGAGCGAGCCCACGCGAGGAAGAGCCUCGCGAAACUCCCGGAGCCCAGCAAGCGCUUGGACGCCAUGAGAGCCCACAUCGGCGAGGCCUUGUGAAAACUCCUCGCUCCGUUGAGGAAAGGUUGAAAGGCAUGAAGCCUGUUGGCGUUGAAACCGUGAGAAGUCAGGGAUCGGGGGACUGCGGCCCUUCUGGAGUUCCUGGGCUGCAACGUCUGCCAUCUCCAACUCUUUGGGGGUGGAAGAAGUUGGAGUUCAGCAACUUUUAGGAAAGUCACAGGUUUCCCCACUUCUGAUACCACGAGUGCUCGGUUCAGGGUAUACAAGGCCUGGAGCCUGACACCUAGCUAGAUACUAGUCUAAAGUCCUCUGCUCUCACAGUCCAUACAAGGCUGACAAAAUGGCCGCCACUGCUGACAGGCUGUGGUUGGUCGGUUGGUGUGUGUCGUAGGCCUGGCGGCAAGGUUUUCUGAUGUUUAGCUCUGUUUGUACAUGGGAGGAUUCCCUCCUGGGAGAAAACUUUUAAAACAAGGCAACUGCUCCUUACUCAACAGAGAAUUUCCCAAUGAGGACCUGGAGAUGGGAGGCAGGAAUCUGUUGCUGGAACCAUCAGGCGAUUUGAACCAGAGAAUCAUCAGCUUUUGUUAUCUUCUAUGUUCUUAGAGUAGCCUUGUAAAUAAAAGCCACAGAAGUUACCUCAGGACUGGCCAAACCGUUAGGCAGCGUGAGGCGGCUGCCUCAGGCAACUAAUUUUGGGUGUCAUGAAAGUGUAGCAAAUGGUUUUAUGUUGUUGUCUUUUUACUCCCAGCCUGAGAGGCUGCCAUUUGUUCCACCCUAAGCAGCCGAAAUGGCUCAGGCGGGCCCUGAUAUGCCUACUUAAAAGCAAGUAGACUGCAAGUCUGUGCUGGCCAUGGAGGAGGGAAGUGCAAUAAUAAGAAACUUAGGUUUCUUCCCUCCUCCAUGGUCAACAUAGAAACCUAAGUUUCUUAUUAUUGCACCAAAGUGGACUAGCAGAGAAGGUAUGAAUCGCUCUGUUCCUUUCUGUGGAGCAAUCUGUCCCUUCUCCACUUUGCUUGUUUGCCUGCCUGGAAUUCCCGCUCACCUGUGGCGAGCAGGUAAGCUCUUAAACACAAGGCUGCAUCAGAUGGAGUUGAUCACUGCCAUGUUAAAAGUAUUCUUAGUUGCCUCGGUUAGAAAUGCUAGCGGAUGUCUUUGUUUAUACAUGUAAAGAAUAUUAUUUGGUAAACAAAAAAGUCCUCCCCUGUUUAUAGCAAAUGGAAGACCUAAAUUAACGCACACACUGGUAUUUUCUUUCUAUUUGUUUAAACACAUUUAAGGUGGCAGUCCUAUGCACAUUUAACUUUCCACCCUCUGGACUUGCUCAUGAGUAAGCAUGCAUCGACUCGGGCCUUUCAAGUCUAUUUCUUAAUCACGGUAUGACACCCUUUUUAAAAUUCUAGUGCUAGCCUUAAUUUUUAAGCCUGAACUUUAAUUUUUUCUGAGUAACCUUAUCACUCUGUGGUUGUAUCGGAUGCCUCAGUAGAUAAGAGGCUUUAAUUUGGGUGUGGAUGUUCUGGCUUCAUGUCCUGCCCAUAUGUAGCCUUCCUGUCUUGUCCAAGUUAGCCUCAUUUAACCCCCCCCCAAAAAAAACCUACCUCACAGGGUUGUUGUGAGGCUGAACAUAAAUAAAGACUGUACACCCUUCA